AUGAAAUCCGUUUUAACAUUUCGUAAGUCGGGAGUCAAUGUAAACUAUCAUGGCUUCCAAGUCCAUCUUUGCAGUAGAAAUAUAAGAAUGGCUUUACCAGAACCCUUAUUACUUGACGAAGAGCUCGAAAAUCAAUGUAACGAAAUAAGGGCUAUUGCCUCAAAGAAUUGGUUGAGCUCUGCCCACAGCUCCUUACAGCAUUUGGACCAAAUAAAGACCUCAGUGUACAAUGUUGGAAUCCAUGAUCCAAAGGACCUUAAAGCCACAAACCUAUCUCAUAGAGGACAAAGAAGCCAGAGUUAUACAGAUCUAGCUAAUACACCAAAUGGUCCACCUGUUACUCUACAAAAAAAUGCUAUUGCUUGGGGAAGUAAUGGAUCAAUUCCUGACCUACUUGCUCAGCACAGCGCGCGAUCUCAAAUGUCUGAGAAACCCUCAGUCAGGCGCAACCGUCCUACAAGUGGAAAAAAAUCUCGACCUCAGAGUGCAAAAGAGCUACACAAUGUAAAGGGAUCCCAGCUCCCACCCAGAGCACCCAGUAUUGGAGUGAAAGGUGCACGAGUGGAUCCAUCAGGAAGACCCCCUAAAACUGUCCAUCACACAUCAACUGGGUGGGUGGGGCCCCCAGCAGGCCUCAAGUUUGCUGAUGAUCUACCAACAGACAUUCCAUGUGAUAUUUUAUGUGGGAGGAUAUCGUCUGGGGGUUCACCCCCACCGGCUCCAGCAGGGUCACCCAUUCCUCAGGAUGUUGAUGAUAAUGACAUAGAACAAAAUGAGGUCAUAAAUACAGAACCCCCAAAGACAGCCUCCCCAGAGCCCAUUCACUUCUCCCUCCCCAGGAUGGAGGACGAUUAUGAAGAAGAGGACAGUGACCUAGAUACGGAAAGGCUUUUAGCCAAGACUGAAGAACAUGCCCCCACACCUGUUGUUACAGAAAACACACCUGGAUUUACUUACACACACAGCAAAAGUAAUAAACCAAAUACUGGUCAAUUGGAGGUCAAUGGACAAGAUGAUGCUACAUUGCCCUCUAGAAUUCUGAAAGAGAAACUAGACAACAAUUCAUUGUCCAGUCAUGUCAAUACCCUACCAGAUGAUUGUGAUGAUCUGUUUGAGGAGGACGACGAUAGCUUAGAAGAUGACUGGGAUGAAGAGUUGGCAGAGCUGGACCACAAGGAAUCAUCUUUUAUCGGACUGAAUGAAAAGACCUCUGUCAAAUUCCGGGAGGAUAAAAAUGUUACUAUAGAUAUCACUCCAAGAAACCUAGGCUACAAAGUGGCUGACAUGGAAACACAUUCCAAGAAGAAGCGACAUUCUCCACAGAAUAGAGGGGAAUUAGAGUCAGUAUUGUCCAUCAUCAGUACAGGGCCACCAAAGAACCACAUUCCUACAAUUGAAAUGAACCAAGAUACUAAGCACACUGUUGAACGCAAAGCUAGUCAAGAGAACUGUGAAAUCUCGAAGAAACCAAAACCUCUUAAUUCUGCAUUAAAACAGAGAACUCCAGGUCAUGACACAAAGUGUGAAAAAAGAUUGACUCAUGAGAGACCCAGGUCUGCUAAUAAGCCCUCCACCCCCGUCACAACAGUUAGUGUGGCCUAUAGUGACAUGAAUGAGGUCAGGAGGAGCUCCAAAUCAAAGGGCAGCAAGAAACGUCCAGAGAAAGAUGUCGUCACCAUGGUAGAGGGAGUUGUAUCUGACAAUGAGGAGGAAGAGAGUGUUUCCAAGGCCGAUAAAGAGGGUAUAACACCUGAUAAACUGGAGUCCUGGAUGCCAACAAAGUGUGUAUCUGAACCCCCCAAGAACUAUUAUGAAUUAUCAAGAAGGUCCACAUCUGUGCAGAGUCAUUUCCGAGAAACCACUCCACAAGCAUCAAACCAUACGUACAAGACAACUAAAACAAUUGAGUUCGAUGAAUACAAGCCAAGGGAAACAACUAUAAAGAAUGUGAUAGAUGCAAGUGGUCUGUUGAAGAGUCGAGACAGGGAGAGAUUUGUAGGACUGGAUGAGGAACACAGGGUCAAGGUCAGGCCGUCCAGUGAGCGACCUCAUUACGAAGCUCCCAAAGAGAGGCUGACUAACAGGCCAAGCAGUGAAAUGUCACAAAAGAUCAAAUCUAGUCAAAACGGAGAACUGCCUGUUGGUAAAUUGGGUGCUGUUGCAACACAUCUUGAUAAAGUAAAGUCUGUAGAAAAGAAGAUGCUUAGACGACCUCUCUCUGCAACACAUAAUCAACGCAAGUCUGAAGUGUCACAGCAGAAGGAAGAGUGUACUGACACACUGAAAGGAACAGUGAAUGAAAAAGUCAAUUUGUCACAUAGCUCAAAACCUGAACUGAGUGAAAGGGAGAAAGAGAUAGAAAAUUUGAUCAAUAAACAUCUACGCAGAAAUGAUGCAGCAACCCCAGUAUGUAAACCAGAAGACAGUACGCUUCCAGAACCUGGUGCCUCAGACAACAAAAUGACAGAGGAAAUCCAAAGCAGCAAGAUGGAUGAGGAAAAGGAAACAGAAGACAUAACACAUGACCAGAAAGAAAGCGUUGAGGUGAAAGAGAGGCCACCUUCAGGAGGCAAGGUUAAGAGUGCAUCCAGGAAGCCAAAGAAAAACUAUGAAGAUAUAGAAACAUUAGUCAGUGGGACAUACAAGUGUACACUCAAGGCUGAGAAUUUAAAGGAAAACAAAGUCAACAAAAUAGUACUGAAAAUGGCAGAAACUAAAGUCAAUGCCAAGCUAACAGACAACUCAAAGCACUAUGCUUCCUACUCCCGGAGUCGAGUGAGAACUGCCCCACUGCGUAGAGUCGCAUCAGAACCUAAAGUCAGAUACACCAAACCACUCUUCAUCAAUUCCAAGAAUCCAGACGAUGACAUCUUCACUGAGAAUGAGAUUGAGGCUCACCAGCUUCAUCAGAGGUUGGCUGCUGCAGACGUAUUCAUCAGGCCAGAAACCCUAGAGAGAGCACUUUAUCCUCCAUCGGGGAAAACUUUGUACUAUGAUGUUGAAAACAAAUUACCUCGCUCAACUUCAGCAAGCUUAUUAAGUCAUCCUAAAGUCUGGCUUCCCGUGGAAUAUAAGCAGUUCAAGCUGGCAGAGAAAAACUUAGAUAGAGCCAAUGAAAUAAUGCGCAGAAGGGAACUAGCCGAGGAAAGGAAAGCCCGUCUGGCAGAACUAGGAUCAGCAGCCAAGAAAAAGAAGGGGAAGAAAAAAGGCGGAAAGAAAAAGGGUGCAGCAUCGGGAAAGAGCAAAGCUGUGUGCUGAGUGCCUGAGUAUAUCUCUUAUUUUGUGCCAAAGGCAGCUGUACUGAUAUAGAUACCGUCCAUAACUAAGUACUUGUAGCAAUGCUUUGUUGUGUCAAAGACAGAAACUUUAUAAUUUACAGUUCCUUUCUUUAAG
This is a messenger RNA of Saccostrea cuccullata (small rock oyster), 3393 nucleotides long. RefSeq names its product titin-like. Bases 1 to 3258 code for a protein of 1085 amino acids. The record is from RefSeq and is a predicted model, not a curated record. The transcript is spliced from 16 exons. Lineage: Eukaryota; Metazoa; Mollusca; Bivalvia; Ostreida; Ostreidae.